UUGGAGGAACCCGUCCCCUUUGGAACCUUAUCUCGUCGUCGAUCUCGCUGCUCCCAACCCCAAACCAGUCCAACCUCUCGAGAUUGUUCUUCACGUUUCACGAUUGGGCAGCUGCGGCGGAUCAAUCGAUCCAGGAUGCCGCCGCCGCCGAGACGAGAAGGCGACCGGGACGCCACAAUCACGUGCAAUUGCAGCAAGUGCCGCCGCCUCGCGCGGGACGGAUCCGAUGGCGGUGAUGGUGAAGAAGUGCGGCCAUGGGCUUCGCUGGCCGAGGAUCUGGUGGAGCUUAUAGGGUGGCGUGUGCUGGCCGGCGACCUGCUGGAUUACGUCCGCUUCCGCGCCGUCUGCUCCCACUGGACCAAGAGUACCCUCCGCCCGCGUGGCCGCGGCAUUGUAGAUCCGCGCUUCCACCCGCGACGGUGGAUGAUGUUGCCCGAAGGCCACGGACUCUACCCCGGCCACCCCAAUCUCGGCGGGUACGUACGUUUCUUCAGCCUCUCCACGGGCAGGUUCGUCCGCAUCCACCUGCCGCUCUUUGACGACCACAUCGUCCUCGAUUCGGUAGAUGGCCUCCUCCUCCUGCUGCUGCACCGGGACCAUGGCACCACCAUCCGCCUCCUCCACCCCUUCACCGGCGACAUCGCCGAGUUCCCACCGCUGUCAUCUCUUCUGCAGCAGAUGGAGCGCUACCGCUACAUGAGCGAGGAUUGCAAGCUCCGCGAGCUCCGCCUUUACCUCUGGGGACUUUGUGCCGCCGUUACCGUGGGUGUCGCCGGGACCAUCACCCUGAUGAUAGCCUUUGGCACGAGACACCGUGCAGCCCACGCCACGGCCGGUGACCAGCGCUGGACCCUCUCCGCUAGCAAGAUCCCGAUUUCGCUGGUACCACCAAUUUCUUUCCAGGGCAAAGUGUUCGGCGUGUCAUCAAAGUGGUCUCGUGACGAGCCCAUUGUUAGUAUCUGGCAGAUUGAUCCGCCUACACCAAUUGUUGAGGGUUCGCACUUGCUAUCUCUGCAGCCAGUGCAGAUUAUUGCCGAUUGCCCAGUGGUCUCCUCUAUGACCAGAGUCAACCUGGUAGAAUGCAGCUCAGAGCUCAUGCUCGUUGGUUUUCCUGACACCUCAUAUACAGAACUAGUAGUUUACAGUCUUGCUGAUCUUAUUAGAGGAAGAGUUAUCCCUAUAACAGACAUCGGAGAGCAUGCCCUCUUCCUUGGUGAUCGAUCCUUGUGUGUCUCAUCUAACAAGGGGUUCCCUUCUGUUCCGGGCAACUCAAUCACCUGCAAUUAUAGAAUUCCACACGACAGGCAGGUGGGAAUAUGUUGCCAGAGACUUAUUGAGCAUUACCAUCUAGGUAGUGGUGCCUGGUCUCUAGCCAUACCCAAGGAUAAUCCCCCAGCGAGCCCUUACACACUCGUGCAUCAUAUUUUCACCUGUUGUUUCCACAGCCACUGGAAUAAAGCACUCAUGUUCAACAGAGCUAUAAGACCUGAUUGGUCGGUGAAGCCAAAUAUGUGGAUAGGCGAAUAAAGCACUCAUGUUCCAUGGAGCUAUAAGUCCUGAUUGGUCAGUGAAGCCAAAUCUGUGGAUAGGCGUAAGUCCUAGUUUUGAUCAAUUCAGCUAUUAUAUGUGUGUACUUGCAAUAUUUUCCAUGUCAUGUUCCUGUGAUAUGUAAUUAGUUCUACCAAAUCCAUCAUUAUGCCAUAGCUUCUUGAGAUAAAAACCAUGGCUUUGUAUUAGAAGAUGUGGGCUGCCAUCUUAUUCAUGUGAUGUAUGUUCCUUUUGAAUUUCUUCCUUUCUAGUUUGUUUUACUUAGUGCACAUAUUCUUUUACUUUAGGAAAAAGAGUGCUUUUCAUCCUUGACUGUCAUAAAAGUGUAAUAUUCAUCCCUUAUGUUUCAAUUAGGGCAAAUCAAUCCCUGAACUAAAUCGGUGCACUAAUCAUCCCACCUCGGUCCAACAACAGUUUAGUGCCUCCUAACAGCAGUUUAGACUUUGUAAUGAUCAUCUCACUAAUGACAAUUGUCAUAUAUACUGCUGAGUCAAAAAUAUAAAAUCCACCAAAAAACUUUUAGGAAAUCUCUAAUUUGGCUUUCUUAGAAAUUUAAGCUUCAUGAUAAUAUCUUAUGCCACACCAAGAAAAGAUGCAUGGCAGCAGUAGCAUUACGACGAUUGAUGGCACGAUUUGGGCGGCUCCAAUCAUUUUCCCCCGACACUAUAUAUCAUGGCUACCCUGACAAGCUAAGGGAUAGGCAUGGGUAGAAAAGGGAAAAAAUUACAGGAAAAAUUAAUGAUACUGAUCUGAGCUUAAUGAUUGGUUUGGUUCGUCAUAUGACGUGGCUGAUAAGUGAUUAAUUAGAUGAUCACGUAGUCUAAACCGUUAUCAGAUGUUAUUGGACCAUUGUUAAGCUAGGGUAGGGAUGAUUAGUGUGCCGAUUUAGUUAAUUAAGGGAUUGACUUGCACCAAUUGAAACCUAAUGUAUUGGUUUGGCAUUGCCUCUGUCUUUUAUUCUCGUCUUCUACUUUCUUUGUUUGUUACCCUCUAGUUUGGCCAUUGUUGACAAGCUUACCUUGUUUUUUUUUAUUUCUAGAGUUGAUGGAUGGAUCUCUCACGGUAUGUUGAGGCAAGAGCAAAUAUUUAGCUUGCCAACGAAAAGUGUCCUGAUAGAUGUCACUUGAAAGAUGGGCUAGCGUUGCCGCAGAGCCAUAUUCGAUUCACUGGGCUCAACCUGCCUGUUAUGUAUUGCUAAAGAAGAUAAGAUUGCAGUCUAGUCUGAAGAGGAUGAGCAUCAUGCAGGAGAGAGUAGGCAUCUUUUAGGCUAGAGUAUGUAGUGUUAACUGAUAUAACUAUAUGGAUCAGAAUGUAUUUUAACUUUGUGGUUCGCAUGUCCUAAGUAUGUGCUUUGUAUAUGGUGAUAUCUGUUUCACAGAGUCCAUCUGAAUUCAGUCAGCCAAGUCUCUGUAUGAUUGAAAGAUUUAGUAGUUUGCAGAAUUUUGUGUACCCAUGUAAAUCUAUCUUGUAGAGCAACCAAAACUGUGUUUCUGGAAGAAUGGGAAAAAAAUCUGCAUUUCAGUCUUCAGACA
Molecule: messenger RNA, 3080 nt
Organism: Panicum virgatum (switchgrass)
Lineage: Eukaryota; Viridiplantae; Streptophyta; Magnoliopsida; Poales; Poaceae
Exons: 3
Coding region: 136-1527 (463 amino acids)
Source: RefSeq, a predicted model, not a curated record